Cydia amplana is the source of this 576-nucleotide messenger RNA. RefSeq names its product transmembrane protein 80-like. Gene Ontology annotation, biological process: non-motile cilium assembly. The coding region runs from base 98 to 532 and encodes 144 amino acids. The transcript has 3 exons. The record is from RefSeq and is a predicted model, not a curated record. Gene Ontology annotation, cellular component: ciliary transition zone. NCBI's taxonomy places the organism in Eukaryota, Metazoa, Arthropoda, Insecta, Lepidoptera, Tortricidae.
AAAAAAAAGGUUUGUCAGUGUAUUAAAAUUAAAGUGGAUUUACUUGGUGCAAAUUAAACAGCAAGUGUUCUUUGAAACAAAAUAACAUCAAUACACUAUGGUUAAUCCUAGUUUAGCAUAUGAGAUUCUUUUGUAUAUAAAUUCAUUUUAUUUUGGACUCUUCUCAACAUGUGAACUGGGCGCUCUUGUACUGAAGUCUUUCCUUAUUAGUGGAAAAUACGAAAUUGUGACCCAAGGUUACAUAUUGAUUGGAAGAGAUUAUGGUGUGCUCAUUGGAUUAUUUAUGGUGGAAGCAGCCAGAUUGUUUCUUGGAAGGAAGGGUAGCCUUAGCGAAAAGGAUCCUCCAGUGAUGUUUUCAGUGCUCCUCACACUCCCUUCUAUUGGUGGGGUGAUAUAUCUCUUGCACUGGCAACAAGUAGUACUUCGGAUUGAAUUUAUAUGGUGUACCUUGAUGUUGCUGUUGCAAUUAGCCGAGUUUGUGUUUGCAUGUAUGUUCAUAGUCACCAUGUGUCGGGACCCCUCUUACGAUUGAGUAGCUGAUCAAACCAUACCGCUACCACCAGAGAGACAAAUCAA